Messenger RNA from Aspergillus versicolor CBS 583.65, 876 nucleotides. RefSeq lists its product as uncharacterized. The transcript has a single exon. The record is from RefSeq and is a predicted model, not a curated record. The annotation marks the transcript as partial. Lineage: Eukaryota; Fungi; Ascomycota; Eurotiomycetes; Eurotiales; Aspergillaceae.
UUCGAAGCCAUCGUCGCGCUCUCCCCCUAUUCCUCUUGGCGGACACGAGGCCUUCAGGCAGCCGCCGACGCCACCGGACUUGAUAUCACAAUCCCUCCCCAACCUCCCAUCCAAACCGAUAUAGUCACCGCUUUCACCGGCCUGGGCACCGAAGACAGAGCUCACCCUAACCAGGGUUCCGCCCAGGCCUGGAUAUCACAUCUCAAGCUCAUUGAACACAUCAUCCAGUCCAAUCUGGAAUCAGCUCUAGUCAUCGAGGACGAUGUCGACUGGGACGUCUCCAUCCGCGAACAAAUGGUUGGCGUUGCGCAGGCCGUCCGCCAACUGACCAACGCCCCUCAGAGCGAAGCUGAGGUAUACCCGUACGGCCGGUCCUGGGACGUCCUCUGGCUCGGUUCCUGCAAUGAAGCCUGGGACCCGGACGUCGAGUCGGUCUAUAUCAAUGAUUCCACCGUGUGCCCUGCCGAGUCGUACGUUGGCAGCGUCGAGAUCAUCAAUUCCCUACCCGAAGGCCAGCGCGUCGUAUUCCAUUCGCGCAUGCCCAUCUGCACCUUUGCCUACGCCCUGAGCCGGCAAGGGGCCAGGAACGUGCUACUGGAUAUAGGCGCGGGCAAUGACGAAGCCUUUGACAUCGCAUUGAUGAACGGCUGCCGCGAGCGAGGCCUGAACUGCAUCACGAUCUUCCCGGAGCUAUUCCACCACUAUAAACCGUCCGAGAAGCUGGGCGGCACGAGUCUAGUCAAUUCAGAUAGCAAGGACGGGAAUAAGGUGGAAAUCGAGGUGGAAAUGGGACAGACGGAUAAUAUAGUGCAGAGCGCACGGUGUAACGCCUUAUGGGGGAAGUCGUGUCUCCCUCCAAGACCGGAAGAGAUAUAA